This is a messenger RNA of Betta splendens (Siamese fighting fish), 3330 nucleotides long. RefSeq names its product RNA-binding protein 15-like. The transcript has a single exon. Gene Ontology annotation, biological process: regulation of alternative mRNA splicing, via spliceosome. The coding region runs from base 246 to 2735 and encodes 829 amino acids. Lineage: Eukaryota; Metazoa; Chordata; Actinopteri; Anabantiformes; Osphronemidae. Gene Ontology annotation, molecular function: mRNA binding. The record is from RefSeq and is a predicted model, not a curated record. Gene Ontology annotation, cellular component: nucleus.
GCAGCGGCCGCACCGUUGUUUGUCAUAGGCCAGUCAACUUAUUGACAACUCACAAAGCCAAUCAGCGCCCUCUCCAUGCGAGGAGGUGGGACUUCCCGUACAGUGGCGCAAGUAAUCCAACAUGGCGCUGACGACGCUCGCUUGAGAGUGCAGGGGAAACCGCGGAGAAGUUCAGAGAGUUUAGAUCCACAUCAGCGUCUGAGAAGACAUUCAAGCCGGUUAUUCCGUGACAGCCGCCUAUAGAGAUGAAAGGAAAAGAGCGAUCGCCAGUAAAGAAACGUUCCCGGGCGCCAGAUGACGGCAGAGACCGAGGAGAGAUCCACCCCAGCAGCAAGAAGACCGGAGCCCUGCCGACGCUCGGCAGCAACGGCUCCACUCAAAGCGGCGCGUCGUCGAGGAGAGCUUUACACGGUGAGAAGAGAGACAUGAGGGACGCGGACGGACACAAUUCAUACAGUCGGAAUAGCAGCGGAUACGACUACGGAGUCGCCCCGGGGAGCAAGCCGCACGGUGGCGCUGACAGCUGCGCGGAAACGUCCAGGUCCGGUUCACGCGGCGACUCGCGGCCUCCGUCGAACCCCGAGAGCGAGUACAAGACUCUGAAGAUCAGCGGCCUCGGCUCCCAGCUCAACGACGAGGAGGUCGAGGACGGACUCUUCCACGAGUUCAAGCGCUUCGGGGACGUGAGCGUCAAGAUCAGUCGGGAGAACGACGAGCGCGUGGCGUUCGUGAACUUCAGGAGGCCCGACGACGCCCGCGCGGCCAAACACGCGCGCGGAAAACUGGUGCUGUACGACCGGCCUCUGAAAAUAGAGACGGUGUACGCGAACCGGCGCAGGAGCCGCUCCCCCGUCUCCAAAGACGCUUACCCCUCAGGACACAGGCACCACGCCCAGAGGGCUCUGUCCCCCACUGGCCUGGGCUACAGAGACUUCCGGUUGCAACAGCUGGCCCUGGGCCGUCUCCCCCCUCCCCCCCUCCCCCCUCACCUCAGAGACCUGGAGAGGGAGCGAGACUUCCCCGUGUACGACGCCAGGAACAGACAGCCGUUCAUCCCCGAGUGCUCCGUUUUCCGCGACGAGGAGCCCGCGAGCCCCGAGGACGACCAGCGGGCGAACAGGACUUUGUUUCUGGGCAACCUGGACGUCACCGUGACGGAGAGCGACCUGAGGAGGGCGUUCGACCGCUUCGGGGUCAUAACCGAGGUGGACAUAAAGCGGGCGGUGAGGGGCCAGAGCAGCACGUACGGAUUUAUCAAGUUCGAGAACCUUGACAUGGCUCAUCGCGCUAAAACGGCCAUGUCGGGAAAAGUGGUGGGUCACAACCCUAUUAAAAUCGGCUACGGUAAACCCACUCCCACCACCAGGCUGUGGGUGGGAGGCCUCGGACCUUGGGUUCCGCUCGCCGCGCUGGCUAAAGAGUUCGACCGCUUCGGCACCAUCAGGACUAUAGACUACAGGAAGGGGGAGGUGUGGGCUUACAUCCAGUAUGAAAGCCUGGACGCCGCUCAGGCUGCGUGCGCCAACAUGAGAGGCUUCCCGCUCGGUGGUCCUGACCGGAGACUCCGCGUGGACUUUGCGGACACAGAGCACCGGUACCAGCAGCAGCAACAGCAGCAGCAGCAGUUCAUGCAGCUUCCUCUCCCCCUGCCACGCUACGACUUAGUCCCAGAAUCCUUUUCACACCGGAUCGCGGACCCUCUGAGAGUAAGGGAGCGAUCUCCCCUAAUCCCUUCUCGCUUCCGAGAGCGGGAUCUCUACUCGGGGCCCGAAUGGAACGGACUGGGGGUCCAUGACAGGAUGCGGGGGGCCGGCUUUGACCCCAUAGAGCACCUGGAGAGGCGUGGACGCGACGCCUGGUCGAUAGAACACGAGCAGGAGUUGCAAAGCAGGGACUUGGGCCGCAAAAGGCGGCCUUUGGACGAUGGCUGGCGGCUGGAUCGCUCGCCCGACGGCAACGACUAUGGCGUGCGCCGGCGCGGCAGCUCGCUGGAACGCAGCCCCGGCGGCAGCAGCCGGGACGGCGGGCGCUACAGUGACCCCUCUGGCAGACCGUCCCCCGUCAAAGAGCGACCAAACAGCCAGGAGAAGAAGAGGAAGACGUUCAGCCCGACCAAGCCGGGCUCCUCCUCGGAGUGCAAGCGGAAAGCCAGCGACUCCUCGAGGAGCCCGGCGAGGAAGGAGGAUCGCCCGGAACAUUCCUCCUCCUCCUCCUCAAACCCGGACGGGCGGACGCUGAGUCGGGUCUGGCAGGGCGUGCUCCUCCUCAAGAACAGCAGCUUCCCCACGUCACUCCACCUGCUGGAGGGCGGCGUGGACAUGGCCUCCCGGCUUCUGGCCGACGGACGCACGGGGGGUCAGGUGUCGCAGCUGAAGAUCAGCCAGCGCCUGCGCCUCGACCAGCCCAAGCUGGACGAGGUGUCCCGCCGCAUCAAGGCCGCCGGCGCGGGCGGGUACUCCAUCCUGCUGGCCAUGCCGGUGAAACCCGAGGACGGCGGGGACGCCGGCAGCUCCGAGCGGCCCCUGAAGAACCUGGUGUCCUACUUGAAGCAGAAGGAGGCGGCCGGCAUCGUCAGCCUCCCCGUGGGGGGCGGCCGGGACAAGGACAACGGAGGAGUGCUUCACGUUUUCCCGCCCUGCGAGUUCUCGCAGCGGUUCUUGGAUGCCUCUGCCAAAGCCUUUGCCAAAUCAGAGGACGAUUACAUGGUGAUGGUCAUAAUCAGAGGAGCGUCGUGAAAAGAAGUGCAAGUUCCAAAGGUGUCAUCUCACACCCGUUGAAGUGUGAGUCGUAAAAUCAGAAGGAAGUAGCGCUAACCUACACGGUAGCCUGUGUUCCAGCCUUCAUAGAAAUGAAAGUCACCUUGAAUUCAGUACAUUUUGAUAAAUUCAUGGAUUUGAUUAAUUUUACAGGGGACGUGGUGAUUUGUGUUUAGUUUUGGGAAAUGUACAUUACUUGAAGGUCCUCUACUUAAAGAGCAAACUAAACCUCUGUAAACCUAAACUAUAUGUUGCCUUAUCUCAUUUCAAAACAAGCAGUUCUUUUUAUACACUUAGAUGCAUUACCUGACUAUAAGGCAAAGUAUUGAAGACCCAAAGCAGAGUAUUUAGCCUUUGUUUUUGUGUUGUCAGCCAGUGUCAUUGUGUUUGUAGCCCUUUGGCCAUGCUCCCACAUCUGGACGUUGCGGUAAUGAAAUCAAACUAAUGUACAUAGAAAUCAGCCGAUUGAUUAAGACAAUAUAUCUAUUUGCUCUUCAUUGCUCUUAAUGGGCAUUUUCCCACUUUGUAUAUGUAUUAAUUUCUGCUCAACAAGUAAAAAUUGCGCUUUGAUUUA